Messenger RNA from Tarenaya hassleriana, 792 nucleotides. Its product is annotated as 21 kDa protein. The coding region runs from base 46 to 648 and encodes 200 amino acids. The transcript has a single exon. Gene Ontology annotation, biological process: negative regulation of catalytic activity. Lineage: Eukaryota; Viridiplantae; Streptophyta; Magnoliopsida; Brassicales; Cleomaceae. Gene Ontology annotation, molecular function: enzyme inhibitor activity. The record is from RefSeq and is a predicted model, not a curated record.
CCCGGCCAGACUUGGCCUCAAUCAAGAAUCCAACUGACAAACACCAUGAAACCUCUCCGUGUACUCGUCUUCUCAGCCACAUUACUCCUCACCCUUCAACCAAUCCUGGCCGUCGAUUCCCCUUCAAACUCAUCUGACGACUCAGAAUUCAUCCGUACGAGCUGCGACGCCACCUUAUACCCCGACGUCUGCUUGGCCUCUCUCUCCGCCUUCUCCGGAUCCCUCCAGAAGGACCCUGCCCGCCUCGCCCGUGCCGCCAUCUCCGUCACUCUCAACAAGGCUCGCGACCUCGCCUCCUACUUAGCCAACAUCACGCGCCCCGCCGACGAUUCACGCGCCGCCGCCGUGCUCCGGGACUGCUUCGAGAACCUGAAGGACGCGGCGGAGGAGAUGAAGGGUUCGAUGAGGCAGAUGAGGGAACUGGAGACGUGGACGGGGUCGGUGGAAUCGUUCAGGUUCCAGAUGAGCAAUGUGCAGACGUGGCUCAGCGCCGCUCUCACCGACGAGGAUACCUGUUCCGACGCCUUCGAAGACGUCGCCGACGACCCUGACAAGGUUGACGUCUGCGGGCGUGUGGAUGACGUCAAGAAGCUCACCAGCAAUGCUCUCGCGUUGGUUAACCACUACGCUGAUAAGGCAACUCAUUGAUCCCUACAACGCGUUUCCUUCCUCUUCUUUUUUUUUUGUUUGGUUUGUUUAAAGGUUUUGUGUUUAUUACGCGCCCGUGCAUGAAAAUAGUAAGAUGAAGAUUUCUUUUGUUAUUGGCUAUAAUAAAAAUUUUGAUUUUUCUCU